Molecule: messenger RNA, 2725 nt
Organism: Somion occarium
Lineage: Eukaryota; Fungi; Basidiomycota; Agaricomycetes; Polyporales; Cerrenaceae
Source: the annotation of a GenBank genome assembly
GUCCCAUCAUGAUGCAACGUGCCAAGAUUUAUGAAUGCAUCGCCCUUGAAGCUUGAAGGACCUUGGUUGCGAGACACGUCUUAAUCACCCACAUAUGCCCAACUUGCGUAUGAAGAUGUUUGCCAAUUUGAUACACCUUGUUGUCUGGGAAGCAACCUCGUUUCGUGUCUGAGAGAGGCAGCUUGACACCCACGCCGUUGUCGAUUCCAGUCCGUGGAAGACAUAGUAGCGGCGAGAGAUGGAUUCUUUUUCUGAGUCCAGCGUCGUGAAUCUUCACGGAUCGAAAUCUAGUCAACUAAUGCUCAAAAACUCUGCGACAAUGCGAGUACGCACCUUUUCUUCGCUUUCAGAUCUCAGAGGACACUAGUGGUCUGUAUGGCUGAUGCUUUGCAUUGCAGUCGCAGACGACCGGCGAAACAAUUCGCUUGGUUAAGUAUGUAUCGCGGGACGGAACAUGUUUUGGCGGAUUUAAACCUGUACGCUCACUAUCAAUAUCUCCUGGUCGAGACCAGGUUCACACACAGAAACUGCCUGAGAAUGCUCUCUGGCCAGACCGCAGUACUGAGCAGUCUGUGACAGGCUUGAACCUAUUCCCACCACGUGUUGGUGGGGUCGAUCGCGUCUCGAUCGCGUCUCAAUACUAGAGCGUGGCGUCACGGUCCGGAAUCUCUCAUCCUCCUGCCGAUUAUUCACCGAUGCUGCGAGCCAGAACAUUCGAUGGUCCGGACAGAGACGACCUCCCCCUUUUUCUCGGUCUUGAUUUGUCUACUCAGGGACUCAAAGCCGUCCUCGUCACUGAGGAAAGCAAUGUAGUCCAUGAAUCCGCUGUACGUUUUGAUCAGGAUCUACCCCACUAUGGUACAAUCAAUGGUGCCAUCAUUGGCCCCGGAGAGGGCGAAGUCACCUCCCCCGUGAAGAUGUGGCUUGAAGCCUUCGACCUCAUCAUGACUAGAAUGAAGGCUGCAGGCGUCGACUUCAGUCGCAUCCUUGGCAUCUCCGGUGACGGACAGCAACAUGGCUCCGUUUUCUGGUCUGCAGAAGCAGAGACAUUACUUUCCAACCUCGAUUCCUCAAAAUCUCUCGCUGAACAACUUGCGCCCAUUGCCUUUACAUUACAAAAGUCUCCAAUUUGGCAGGACUCCUCGACCACGCGCGAAUGUCGUGAGAUCGAGGAGGCAGUUGGGGGACCCCAAGCUUUGGCAGACCUUACCGGAAGCCGUGCCUACGAACGGUUUACGGGAACUCAGAUUCGCAAGAUUCGUCGCAUUGAUCCGGAACGUUACAAUGCUACUUCUCGGAUAUCGUUGGUGUCUUCUUUCAUGCCAUCUGUCUUUCUCGGUACGGUUGCGCCGAUAGAGAUAUCGGACGCAAGUGGUAUGAAUCUUAUGGACGUUCUCACUUACAAGUGGGAUGACAAACUGUUGAACUUUUGCGGCGGCCCGGAACUGCGUAGCAAGCUGGGUCCCGAACCUGUCCCGGGUGGUACCGUCCUGGGUAGGAUUAGCCCUUGGUGGGUACAACGGUGGCAAUUCAACCCUGGAUGUGUGAUUGCGCCAUUCACUGGCGACAAUCCGGCCACUGUUAUCGCUCUAUCUGCGCCGGGAGAUGCCAUCCUCUCCCUUGGCACGUCCACCACUCUAUUGCUCUCUAUUCCUCCUACCGAUACCCCUCCGAAACGCUUUACGUCAUCGCAUCUGCUUUCUCAUCCUACAACCUAUGACGCACACAUUGCCAUGCUUUGUUACAAGAAUGGCGCUCUCGCAAGGGAACAAGUUCGGAACAAAUAUGCCAACGGUGACUGGUCGAAGUUCAAUGAGCUUGUGGAACAGUCGCCUGCUGGGAACGGUGGUCUGCUGGGUUACUACUUCCCAUUACCAGAGAUCAUCCCUCCUAAUGUCAUUGGCAGCCACUUCUUCCUCGCUUCGGAAGAUGAAAGGACCAUCAAGCGUCUGUUUGAAGAGGAAGUCUCGUCGACUGCCCAUCCUCGUGCUAUUCUCGAAUCACAGUUCCUCUCUAUUCGUUCCCGAAUCGAGGCUAUCCUACCGGAGCAUGCACCACCCCUCCAGCGUCUGGUUGUCUGCGGCGGCUCUUCUGCCAAUCCCGUCAUCCGUCAAUUAGCCGCGGACGUGUUCGGUAUGCGAGUCUUCGUCGCUGGGAAGGAAGGUGCUGCCGAAGGAGGUGCUCAGCUUGCUCGUUACGCUUGGUGGCGAGAACAGAACGGUGGAAAGGGUACCUUUGAGGAAAUGCGUGCCCUCGACGGUGUAGAGGAGAGGAUGAAAUGUGUUGCUGAGCCUCGACUGGAGAACGUCAAAAUCUACGCCUCACUUGUUGAUCCAUACCGGGAAGGAGAACAGCGCGUCGUUGAGAUGUGUCGACCACGCGCAGGCUAAGGCCUAAAAUCUGGACUAUAUUGGUUUUCCUUUUCGUUACUUCGCGGGACUAUGUUAUUUGGACCUGUUUUUCUGGAAGGACGUUUGUAACUGUAGAUGAUAUCGUGUUGAAACCCACUUAGUCGCUAUCUCUCUAAGCAAUAUCAUGAAUCUGUAUCCUGCUUCUCGACAUACAGUGCUUGAUUGUGGCAGGAAAUCACUAUCUACCAAAGCGGUUCUCCUGCUUGUCGAGGAUGCAUGGCGCAUUGCCAUAAGUAUGGUAGUAAGGAACGUAAGCCUCCGAGUCGUUAGAUGACGUUUGAGAGCGGGCUGUUUGAAAACCGUAUUUCGUGUCU